This is a messenger RNA of Chelonus insularis, 1622 nucleotides long. RefSeq lists its product as uncharacterized. The record is from RefSeq and is a predicted model, not a curated record. NCBI's taxonomy places the organism in Eukaryota, Metazoa, Arthropoda, Insecta, Hymenoptera, Braconidae. Bases 647 to 1210 code for a protein of 187 amino acids. The transcript has 2 exons.
GUAAAUUACCAGUAAAAAACGCGUCAAUGACCAAGCCUGUUUUACCAUACCGGUCAGAAAAAUGCUGAUCUCUGAUUGGUUAAUACAUGUCCAAUCACAGUUUAGAAUUCCCAACGGCAUACAACUGUUUAUUUGUUCUAUCAGAUAAGGAUUUUCAUUGAGAACUUGGUGCAAUGGGGGAGAACAAAUCAAUAUAUAAACAUUUCUCUGCAUUACCUCUGCAACCUAACCAAAAAUUAAAAUCGUAUUCAUGUAACUAUUGCAAGAAAAAGUAUGCAGAAAACAUUUCAUGUCAUCUAAACAGCACAGACGACUCAUUUACUAUUGAAGAUUUGAAUGAAGCAGACAAUAGAGCAAGUACUUCAAUGAUUUCAAAUGAAAAUUUACCAAAUAAUAUAAGUGUUUGUAGCAAUAACUAUAAAAAAAAUACAAUCGAUAGUUUUUGUGAUAAAAUGUCAAAAAAGAUGAAGAUUCUCUACAAGAACUACUUGCAGAAGCGAUUUAUGCAUCUGGUACACCAUUAUGUAUAACAGAAAAUCCAUAUUGGCUAAAAUUUUUUAACGCAUUACGGCCUUCAUUUAAUUUGCCAUCAAGAAAUCAAAUAUCAAAUAAUCUUUUAGAUUCAGUAUUCGUUAGAACACAAAAUAUGGUUAAUGAAAAAAUUGAAUCUGCUACUACUGUUGGAGUGCAAUGUGACGCAUGGUCUAAUAUUCGCAAAGAAGGAAUCAUCAAUUUUAUUGUAACAACCCCAGCGCCAGUUUUUUUCAAAACAUUUCCAACUGGAACCGAAUCACAAACUGCCUUAUAUAUUUCUGAAAAAAUAGGAAGUGUUAUUGAUGCUUUGGGAAUUAAAAAAGUUAUCGGAAUUUGUACAGAUAAUUGUGCUGCAAUGAAAAGUGCUUGGACUUUGAUAGAUCAAAAGUAUAAUGUCGACAAAUUGUAUUGUUAUGGUUGUGCUGCUCACAUUCUUAACCUACUCAUGAAAGAUAUUGGUAGUCAAGCAACUGUUGAAACUUUGGUGACAAGUGCAACAGCUAUUGUAAAAGGAAUAAAAGAAGUACAAAUAAUGUCAGCGAUUUUCAAAGAAAUUCAAUCUCAAGAUGAACGUAGAGUAUUUAUUACCUUAAAAUUACCAGCUAAGACAAGAUUUGGAUCUACUAUAAUUAUGAUUGACAGUCUUUGUGUUAAUAAGUUAAGCGAGCAAGUAUAAUCACUUCAGCAUGUCAAUGGUGGCAAAGUAUUUGCCAAAAAUCUUCGUUGAGCAAAAUAGCUGUGGCUAUAUUGACUUUACCUGCAACAUCAGCUGCAACCGAGCGUUCCUUUAGUACACAAGGAUGGAUUCAUUCAUCUAAAAGAAAUAAGUUAAGUAUCGAUAGAGCUGGAAAAAUAACAUACAUUGCAAGAAAUUUAAAAUUACUUAAUCCUUCACCAAAAAAUACAGAAGAAGAAUGGGAAGAAGAUGAGGAAAGUAAUAAAGGAGAGGAUGAAAUAAGUGAAAUUUGUGCUGAGCAUGAAGAAGUUGAAUUUUUAGAAGAAGAAUUUACUCAAGACUAAUUAGUGAUGUUGAUGGAAUUGAAUCAGUAUUAGACUUGUUAUUUCCUAAUGAAAUAUGUCAAUUAUUA